AUUUGCUUUUCAAGUACCUGCAUUCCCUGCAUUAGUUUUUGUUUUGCGUAGUGUAUAGGUAACCUGUGAUUAUUAAUCGCCAACCCAGAACGCGGAUUAAAUGGGCAACGAAAAGAGUAAUAAACUAGAACUGAAUGAGUUAGUGCAAAACGAAAGGAAUGAUGUGGAUAUCGUGGAAAAAUUAAUGGGUUCUAUGGGGCGCUGGCAAGUUUGUAUUUGUUUUGCAUUAAUGUUAUGCAAAAUUCCUAUUGCAUGGCAUCAGCUAAGCGUUUUAAUAAUAGCUCCACCGAUUGCAUCGUUUUGUAUUGACAAUGUUACGGAUACAUGUUCUCCAAAUUGCUCUGAUAUUGUAUUUGAUAGGUCUCUGUUUACUGAAACCAUACAGUCUCAAUGGAAUUUGGUCUGCAAUAAAUCACAACUACCUCAUGUUUCGCAAACGCUCGUGCUGCUGGGAGUCUUCAUUGGAAACCUUGUAUUUGGGAUGAUAGCAGACAAAUUUGGUCGUCGAAAGCCGCUAAUAGCUGCCGUGGUAAUUCAGUCAGUAGGAAGUAUAGCAGCUGCAUUCGUGCCAUGGUUCUGGAUUUUUUCCAUUUGCAGGUUUAUUGCUGCUUUAGGGACCGGUGGCAUGAUUGUGACCUCAUUUGUUCUACUCAUAGAGAUUAUAGGUUCGAAAUGGAGAACACACAUAGCAAUACUAUUCCAAAUUCCGUUUGACUUAGGACAAGCAUCUUUAGGGUUAAUUGGAUACUUUUUUCGCGAUUGGCAACAAAUACAGCUAGUUAUAUCCAUCCCACCAAUACUGCUGCUAUCAUACUACUGGAUACUUCCUGAGUCUCCUAGAUGGCUGCUUCUCAAUAAAAAAGCUGAAGACGCGAUUCAUGUACUGAGAACAGCAGCUCGUUUUAACAAGGUACAACAACACACAAUAGAAUCAGACGUUGGCGUUACAUUCGGAAACGGAAGAAUGUUAUCGUACAGAAGGGACGAUUUUACGAUAUACUUCGAUCAAGAAUAAUGAGACAAGGACUAUUUGUCUUUGGUGCAAUUGUAUAGCAUCGGAUUCUGCCUCUACGGUAAUUCACAGUAUGUGGGUCACCUUGGAGGUAAUAUGUUUGUUAAUAUCGCACUGUCGGCUAUAAUGCAGAUACCUGGAACCUUGUCAUCAGUAUGGUUCAUUCAACACUUCGGGCUGAGGUACACAUUGAUAGUUGGUAACUUUGCAACGGGUUGCUUAUUUUUUCUUGUUGCUCUUAUCCCACCACAUUACAACUGGGUAAAAGUUGUGUUUGCUAUCAUGGUAAUGUACACAAUGUCGGUGUGCUUUUCAACGCUAUACUUUUCAUCGGGCCAGUUAUUUCCUACAAUUGUAAGAAAUGUGGGGGUUUCUACAUGUUUAAUGACCGGAAGAAUGGGUAUGAUGAUUGCACCGUUCGUUGUUGGUUUAGGCCUGAUUAAGAUUUGGUUUCCUCCAGCAAUUUUCAGUACCGCUGCUUUCAUAGGUGCAGUGUCUGCUUAUCAUUUACCAAAAACUCGUAGUGUAAGCUUACCAGAGACUGUAGAAGAGGUUGAAGGAUUAACGAAUGAGUUAAUAGAACGCAGAGCGUAAGCUGGAUGAAAUUUUAAUUUGCAUUAUACCUUAAGCAUUGUGUAAAUAGCUAUUAUUUGGGGAAUAGCAGGCAAUUACCAUUGUAAUCAUGUAAUCUGUAAAAGUGAUUGGAGUAUUGCUAUGCGCAGCUAAGUUGUAAUUAGCAAAUUGAAUUGAUCAUAAUUUUUGAAGGUAAAGUUAAUUAGAAUUAAUGACCGUUUAAACAUACAUUUUUAUAUUAUGCAAAAAACUCAAUUACCUACCUACAUCAUAAGAGCUUCUACUUGGGAGUUGGUUCGGAUUUGAAAUCAAAAUAAAAUUCCUUGCAGGAAACGUACAGUUAAUUGACAGGAGUAAGAUCCAAACAAGCUGAUAUUUCAUUCAAUUUGUAUUGCAUUUAGCAUAUUGGAAUUGAAACUCGAAUAACUUAAUGUCUCAGGGACUCCUCAACAAUAUAUAUCUAAUAGUUUACAUGUGUAAUACAACAAAACAAAAAUAAAGCAAACAUUAUUUUCUGUACUACCUA
Photinus pyralis (common eastern firefly) is the source of this 2111-nucleotide messenger RNA. RefSeq names its product organic cation transporter protein-like. The record is from RefSeq and is a predicted model, not a curated record. Gene Ontology annotation, cellular component: membrane. Lineage: Eukaryota; Metazoa; Arthropoda; Insecta; Coleoptera; Lampyridae. Gene Ontology annotation, molecular function: transmembrane transporter activity. Gene Ontology annotation, biological process: transmembrane transport.